AUGAAAAAAAAAGUUAAAAAUUCAGCAACUGAAAAAUCACAACGCUAUGGUUCAGCAAGUGUACCUGGUUCUGGUCGAGUAGAUCAUGUUGAUUUUAAUUCUAUUCGAGAUAAAAUUAAAACAGCUGAUGAUACUACUAAAGAAACAUAUCAAGAAAAAAAUCCUAAUCGUGGUUAUGGAGGAAAAUAUGGUACAGAACAAGUCAUGGAUAAGUCUGCAGCAGAUUUUACCUACAAAGCUGAUAUAAAAAAACAUUCAUCACAAACAGGUUAG
Rotaria sp. Silwood1 is the source of this 273-nucleotide messenger RNA. The record is from the annotation of a GenBank genome assembly. NCBI's taxonomy places the organism in Eukaryota, Metazoa, Rotifera, Eurotatoria, Philodinida, Philodinidae.